CUGUCGUUAUAUCGCGGUUUAUUCCGACAGAUCGAUGGGAAACAUCACGGGCUUUAUAACAGGCUAAAGUAUUUUCGGCAGGUUUGUUUGUAAACUGAAGAUAGCGGCUCCGAUUACCUAGGAUAGAUAAGAACGGAACAACUUUAAACCGCACACGUCAUUCUAAUAUAUGAAAUACAUUUGUUAAUUCGUUAAAAAGUCUGAUGGUUGUUAAUGUUUAGUUUCACUUUCGUUUUAUUGAAUUUGUUUGGUAAAUAUUCGUAUAGUAUGAUAUCUUGCCUGUCAUAAAGGAUGAACGGAGCAGCUCCACAUGACAUGAGCUCUAAUAACGACACAGCACUGCUGCCUCAUUUGUUUUACGUUAUUUUUAAUACGUUUAUGAGUUUAUGAAAGCGUGGAUUAUUUAAAUAGAUUAAUUUUAUCCGCUUCUCCCUGUUAUCAUAGACAGAUUCAGUACAUGUUUCUGUGAGAAGAGAAUAUUCACACAGUUCAAGAGAGAGUGAUUGACAGCGUGAUGCGAUCGUUACCACCCAAAAAUAGGCUAUAUACAGUUUAGGUAUGACAUGAUGUGUUUAUUGAGCUUUUGUUCAUUUAAAUUUUCUUUAAUACAACCCUCUGAAGUCGAAUGUCACUAUUAUAUUUUAUAUUUACAAAAAUACUGUAGGUAUAUUUAAGUAGGUGCAUGAUUUUGGGGUAAGUUUUUGAUUAAUAUUUGUUUUUCUGAGGGUCUAGACUACAUGCAGCUACUGUCACUUAAUACAAAAAACAGCGUUAUGGAUAUAUCGUCAUUAUUAUUAUCGCAACAAAUACCAGGAAAUACCGUGAUAGAGUUUUAGGUCCGUGUCGCCAAUCCUUGGGUACUAUAGUUGAAUUGUACUAUAGCAAAUGCUAUACCAUUUAAAGAUGUCUGCCUAUCCCAAAUCCACCAACCCUUUUGCCGAUGAAGAGGAGAGCACAGGGCCGAGUAGAGGCUUUAACUUUGAUGAUGAUCCUGAUGAGAGUUCACUGAGCCCGGCGGAGAGGAGACAGAAGCAGCUGCAGAGAGAGGUGAUGCACACUGCGCAGUCCGCCGUGGACAGCAGCUUCCGCUCUCUCUCCCACAUCUACGAGUCUGAGAAAGUUGGAACCGAGACAGCAGAGGAACUAGUUCGUCAGGGUGAAGCUUUGAAUAGAACGGAGAGAAUGAUUGACAACAUGGAGCAGGACAUGAGGACGAGUCAGAGGCAUAUAAACAGCAUCAAGAGUGUGUGGGGCGGACUGGUCAACUAUUUCAAAGCAAAGCCUGAAGCCAAACCUCCACAAGAGGACCAGCCUGUGUCCUACAACGGCAGCAGCAGUUUGCAGAAUGCACUUUCAGAGAGCAGACAGCAUGAAGGCAAAUAUCAGGCCAGUCAUCCAAACCUCAGGAAAAUGGACACAUCUGGAUUUGGAGCUUCUGCAGCUCUGGAGAAUGAGCCGUCCAAUCAGAAUGGAUAUCCCAGGAACAAACAGCUGCGAACUGCCCAUCAACAACUAGAUCGAAAUCUUGAUGAAAUGUCGUUGGGUCUGGGGAGGCUCAAGAAUCUGGGUCUGGGGCUACAGUCAGAGAUCGAGGACCAGGACGUUUCCUUGGACCGUUUGCUUAAUAAAGUCGACUCGAUGGACGGCAAAAUCAGCUCCACCAACCAGCAACUCAAAAACCUUAAAUAGACAUGACGUGUGAUGUCAUUUCCUGAGGACGUGGCAAAGGUGCCGCCUGCAUUGAUCCAUACUGGAAACACCUGCCUAGUUCUUUACACACUGUGGCCGCUGGUUUGCUGUACCAUCCUAGAAAAGUUUGUGUGUUUAUGAACGUAUGAAGUGGCUGUAUGUGAAUGAAAAUAUUAAAAGAUGUGAUUUUUGCGAUGUGGAGAUUUUUAUCUCGCCUUUAUUUGAUCGUCGGUCCUCUUAAUAUCAAUGUAAAAAUCAUGAGGUUAACCCAGAUGUGGAUGUCACUGUGCGCAGGGUCGAAAGAAGAUUGAGGACAAAAUAUAUACAUGAGCAAAGAAGUCGAAGAAAUGCAAACUGUCAUUUUGUUCGCUGCAGUCUUCCAGAUCAAUGUUCGUCAUCCACCUUUCGCUCUAAAAAAAAUAUUUCGCCUCAUUUUGAAAUUAAAGUCCACUGCUUUCGUUAUUCCCUCUUGAAUGUAUUUAAUAAGGUGGUGAAUUUGUCUUUUGUCUGAUAUUUUUAUCAAAAUUACCUUAAAGAUUUGCAAUGUGUCCAUACCAGUCUAUGUGAAUCACAAUGCGGACAGAAACAUGGUCUGCCUUAAUAUUCAUUUUUUUAAAGCAUUUAUAAUUGAAAUUUCUUUAUAGCAAAGCAUUUCAAUACUGUUAAAGCAAACAAUUUCUGUUUCCUGAAUGUGAUUCCUGAAUAAAAUGUUUUCUGUGUUAAAA
Messenger RNA from Triplophysa dalaica, 2414 nucleotides. RefSeq names its product synaptosome associated protein 29 (gene snap29). Gene Ontology annotation, cellular component: SNARE complex; plasma membrane. The transcript has 6 exons. The coding region runs from base 886 to 1689 and encodes 267 amino acids. Gene Ontology annotation, biological process: exocytosis; synaptic vesicle fusion to presynaptic active zone membrane; synaptic vesicle priming. Lineage: Eukaryota; Metazoa; Chordata; Actinopteri; Cypriniformes; Nemacheilidae. The record is from RefSeq and is a predicted model, not a curated record. Gene Ontology annotation, molecular function: syntaxin binding; SNAP receptor activity.